Didymosphaeria variabile is the source of this 486-nucleotide messenger RNA. RefSeq lists its product as uncharacterized. Gene Ontology annotation, cellular component: membrane. Bases 1 to 486 code for a protein of 161 amino acids. The transcript is spliced from 3 exons. Gene Ontology annotation, molecular function: transmembrane transporter activity. Lineage: Eukaryota; Fungi; Ascomycota; Dothideomycetes; Pleosporales; Didymosphaeriaceae. The record is from RefSeq and is a predicted model, not a curated record.
AUGCACGCCAAGGACGUUGAGGGAACAACAAAAGAGGAGAAGCACGCACCGGAGGCCGUGGAGAAGCUGGAUGAAGUGCUCGAGAAGCCAGACAUAGAAAGCCAUGGGGAUUCCACAGGCGCAGUCGCAAAAACAGACCCUGAGGAAAUUAGGCUUGUUAGGAAGAUUGACUGGCGUCUCAUGGCACGACUGAACGACUUGGAAGAGGAUCUAGGGAUGGACGGCGACACGCAAUUCAAUACAACUGUCAGCAUUCUCUUCGUCGGCUACGUAUUGAUGCAAAUCCCGUCAAAUAUGCUCAUCACGCGGAUCAAGCCCGGUUACUACAUGAGCGCAUGGAUGUUGAUUUGGGCCGUCGUUUCUGGAUGCACUGGGCUUGUGCAAAACUAUGCUGGACUCGUGCUGUGCCGCUUCUUUUUGGGCAUUACUGAAGCACCUGUAAGCCGCGGCGUUCUCCUCCGUCCGCCGUGCAACAUGGUUUACUAA